CACCGAGCAGUGAUCAACAAUGCCCGCCGGUGUUUCUUGGGGACAGUACAUGAAGUUCUUGGGCAGUGCCAUGCUGGCCAUGAUGGCCGGAUCCCAGGCCGUGCACAUGUACUAUCGCCCGCUCGAAGAUCUGCCCGCUUAUAUAGAGCGGGAGAAGCAUAGCACAGAUGCGAGUCCCAGUGCCAAGCCACCAGAUUCGACCUGAUUCUGUGUUUCACAAAAUUUCUGUUGAUUAAAGUUAAAGUUAAGAUAGAA
This is a messenger RNA of Drosophila serrata, 255 nucleotides long. It is a transcript of the gene sloth2, whose product is annotated as ubiquinol-cytochrome c reductase complex assembly factor 6 sloth 2. The record is from RefSeq and is a predicted model, not a curated record. Gene Ontology annotation, biological process: mitochondrial respiratory chain complex III assembly. Gene Ontology annotation, cellular component: mitochondrion. Lineage: Eukaryota; Metazoa; Arthropoda; Insecta; Diptera; Drosophilidae.